Messenger RNA from Erinaceus europaeus (western European hedgehog), 3908 nucleotides. RefSeq names its product NFKB repressing factor (gene NKRF). The coding region runs from base 476 to 2821 and encodes 781 amino acids. The transcript is spliced from 3 exons. Gene Ontology annotation, cellular component: nucleoplasm; nucleolus. Lineage: Eukaryota; Metazoa; Chordata; Mammalia; Eulipotyphla; Erinaceidae. Gene Ontology annotation, molecular function: RNA polymerase II cis-regulatory region sequence-specific DNA binding. The record is from RefSeq and is a predicted model, not a curated record. Gene Ontology annotation, biological process: negative regulation of DNA-templated transcription.
UCGAAGUUAGGGACCGGCUGCGGCGCGUGCGCACUGGUCUCACAACCUCGGGGAGGCACGCGGGUAGGUAGGCAGGCGCCCGGAGGAGGGGGUGCGGAGCGUGCUCCCGACCCCCCCACCCCGUGCCCGCGUGCAGUGCAGUGCAGUGCGUGAGGCUGCGGGCGCGAGGCCUAGCUCUUAUGCCCCGCGCUCGAGUGGCCACGCCGCCAGCCCUCCUCCCGCCCCUCCACGAGUUGGGGUGUAGCGGCCGUGCUCCCCUACGUUGGGCGCGUUAGUCGCCACUCGCCUCUGCUUUACUUGUCGCGCCGCUCCCCGUGCCCGCACACCAGCCAGCUCCCCCGCCCGGCCCCCUUCAGAACUGGUCGCUCGCUGCCCCUCCCCGGGACCCCCGUCCCCUCCCCACCCCAGGUCGCCGGCCCCAGCGUUCGCGAGCCGCCCGCUUCCUCCCUGGGGUCCCUGCUUGGGGGCGGAGAAGAUGGCUGGCGGACGUCUGCUGUUGGGGGGCGACUUCCUGUCGCCGCCGCCGCUGCCCCCCCUCCCGCCACCGCCGCUGCCCCCCCUCCCGCCGCCCCCGCCUGAGCCAGUGCUGGAGCAGUGGCGCUACAGCCACGAAAGUGACUGGCAGUGGGCUCUGCGGCGCAGCUUCAUCUGCCGCCACCUGCACAGCUACCCCGGGGCCGCCCUGGACCAGCUCCUCGCGCUCUCCGCCGCCUGGACCAACCACGUCUUCCUGGGCUGCAGAUACAGCCCACACUUGAUGGAAAAAAUUCUUCAGAUGGCCGAAGGUAUUGACAUUGGAGAGAUGCCUUCAUAUGACCUAGUGUUGCCCAAACCUUCCAGAGGCCAAAAGCGCCACCUCUCAGCAUGCGAUGGUCAAAAUCCUCCCAAAAAGCAAACCGGUUCCAAAUACUAUUCGAGACCUCGUUUUGAGCCUGUACACUUUGUAGCUAGUAGUUCAAAAGCGGAGAGACAGGAAGAUCCUUACGGCCCUCAAACAAAAGAGGGAAAUGAACAGACACGGUUUGCCAGAAGAGACAUGUACCAAGACUAUACUCAAGACUCUUUUGGUGUCCAAGAUGGGAAUUCUCAGUACUGUGACUCGGCAGGAUUUAUCCUCACAAAAGACCAGCCCAAAUCAGCCAACAUGUAUUCCGAAGGGAAUCCCGCCCCAAGCAGCACGCCCCAGCAGGUCAACUCUCAGGCAGCUCCUGAGCUAACACCAUCGCAGACAUUCCCUGAGUCAGUGAUAGCCGAGAAGCAGUAUUUUAUUGAGAAACUUACCGAGACCAUUUGGAAGAACCUCUCUAACCCAGAGAUGACUUCCGGAUCCGAUAAGAUCAAUUACACAUACAUGCUAACACGGUGUAUCCAGGCCUGCAAGACAAAUCCCGAGUACAUAUAUGCACCUCUAAAAGAAAUCCCUCCUGCUGACAUCCCCAAAAAUAAAAAACUUCUCACCGAUGGGUAUGCAUGCGAAGUUAGAUGCCAGAAUAUCUACCUGACAACAGGUUAUGCUGGCAGCAAGAAUGGUUCCAGGGAUCGAGCGACUGAGCUCGCCGUAAAACUGUUGCAGAAACGCAUCGAGGUCAGGGUUAUCCGCCGGAAGUUCAAGCACACGUUCGGGGAGGACCUGGUGGUAUGCCAGAUAGGCUCGGUGUCCUAUGACUUCCCGCCAGCUCUGAAGCCACCAGGUGAGCUGGUGGUGCUGACGAAAGAUGCUUCCGGGCAACCCGUCUUCAGCGCUUCUGCCAAACACUGGACCAACUUUGUCCUGACUGAGAACGCCAACGAUGCCAUCGGCAUCCUCAACAACUCGGCCUCCUACAACAAAAUGUCUGUCGAGUACAAAUACGAGAUGAUGCCGAAUCGCACAUGGCGCUGCCGGGUGUUUCUGCAAGACCACUGCUUAGCGGAAGGUUACGGAACCAAAAAAACAAGCAAGCAUGCAGCUGCGGACGAGGCCUUGAAGAUCCUUCAGAAGACGCAGCCCACUUACCCUUCUGUGAAGAGCUCGCAGUGCCAGUCGGGUUCCUCGCCCCGGGGCUCUGGCAAGAAGAAAGACAUCAAGGACCUCGUGGUGUACGAGAACUCUUCCAACCCCGUGUGCACGCUGAACGACACAGCACAGUUCAACCGGAUGACGGUGGAAUACGUCUAUGAGAGGAUGACCGGCCUGCGGUGGAAGUGCAAAGUGAUCCUGGAGAGUGAGGUCAUCGCCGAAGCGGUGGGGGUGAAGAAGAGCGUCAAGUAUGAGGCUGCCGGGGAGGCCGUGAAGACCCUCAAGAAGACCCAGCCGACCGUCAUCAACAACCUGAAGAAAGGGGCGGUCGAAGACGUGAUCUCCCGAAAUGAGAUCCGGGGCCGCUCGGCAGAGGAGGCAUAUAAGCAGCAGAUCAAGGAAGACAACAUUGGCAACCAGCUGCUGAGAAAAAUGGGCUGGACGGGGGGCGGCCUGGGCAAGUCUGGUGAGGGCAUCCGCGAGCCCAUCUCCGUGAAAGAGCAGCACAAGCGGGAAGGCCUGGGCCUCGACGUCGAGAGGGUCAACAGGAUCGCCAAGCGAGACAUCGAGCAGAUCAUCCGCAACUACGCCCGCUCCGAGAGCCACACGGAUCUGACGUUCUCUACAGAACUGACCAAUGAUGAGCGGAAGCAAAUCCACCAGAUUGCCCAGAAGUAUGGCCUGAAGAGUAAGUCGCAUGGAGUAGGCCAUGACAGGUAUCUGGUGGUAGGGAGGAAGAGGCGGAAGGAAGACCUGUUAGAUCAACUCAAGCAGGAAGGCCAGGUGGGCCAUUACGAGCUGGUGAUGCCACAAGCUAAUUGAGCUCGGGGGGCGGAGGGUGGGGGAGUUUAUCUUACAAACGCCCAGGAAAGCAGGCGUCGGAAUCAAAUCAAAUCAGAGCUUAACCAUCCUGAAGAGGCCUCACCUUGUUUGUGUCCUGUAGUGCUCCAUUAGAUAACUGAGCCCUCAAAGUCAUGGUCUCUUGUAUUUAGCUUCACCCAGCAGAUGAUAUUGUGCAGUUACCGUCUUCGUCUUUGAGACUGCUGUGUCCCUUUAAAUUUUUUUUCUUUUUUUAGCAGUUUGUAUAAAGCAAGGAAAACAUAUCCUAAAAUGGAGUUUUAACCCUGAGAAAAACAUUCUCAUUUUAAAGGGCGUAGCACAGCAACCUGCAACAAUAUGUAAAAUCAAUAACACCGGCCAGGAAGCCACAGUCUGAAUUCCAGACUUGUUGAAGAAGACAUCAUCAUCAUAAUAACGGCAGAUCAUUUUUGUAUUCUCUUUCUCUCUCUUCAUCUUCGUGUGAAGCCAGUUCUAGAAUGUGUAAAAGUGAUAAUCGUGCUGUACGUGUAAAUGUCUUUAUCAACUAACUGCUGUAAAACUUUCUGAAAGUGAUUUUAGUGUCCAUUUAUUUAUAACCUCCACCGUGUGGUUGCCAGACAACUGGGAGUGACCUUCUGUAUCUCGUGAUCAUAUGGGUUUAAAAGUUUUUAGCCUUCGCACUGAGAGAGCGAUGGAAAAGUUUCCAAAACUUGUGAUUCAAUCCGAAGACAGGAAGCUGGAACUGUUUGUCCUUGGUGCCUUGCAGAGAGACUCACAGUGACUCUCCGUUAUAGCUUCGGCUCACUCUGGUUGUCCAGAGGCGGCCACAGCCGUGGCAGAGCUGGGGAAAAGACAGAAGCCACACUGGUGCUUUUGACGAGGUCAGUUGCCUGGUCCCUCUCUCCAAAAAGUUUCCUAAGCCAUUCCCGCUGUCCCUAUCCCCAAAGCCAACUUUAUAUCAUUGAAAACCGCUAUUUUCGCUUAUUUCUGGAAUGUUAAAAAAAUGUAUAAAAAGAGUUAGUGUAUGCUUCCUCAAUAAAAAAAGAAAAAAGAGAAAAAAAAAAGAGCCAAAGUUGAUCACGGUGGUCGU